GGAGUGGCCAAUGGGAGGCCGCCGUGUUGCAGGGUGGGGAAGGCGGAAGCGAAGGGGCGCUGGGGGAGCCAUGGGGGUGAAGCUGGAGAUCCUGAGGAUGUUCCUGUACCUGUCCUUCCCGGUCGGGGUGUUCUGGGUGUCCAACCAGGCCGACUUCUUCGAGCGUCACGUGAUCGAGCGCAAGAGGCAGAUCUUCCCGCCGGACAAUCCCGAACGGCGCCGGGCCAUGGCUGAGCUGAAGCAGCGGCUGCGGGAGGGGAAGGGGGCCCAGGCGUGAGGGGACACGAGGACACCCCCGGGGACACGGGGACACACGGCCAUCCCCGAGGACAGAGGGGACACGGGGACACAGGGCCACCCCCGAGGACAGAGGGGACACGGGGCCACCCCCGGGGCCAGCGGGGACACGGCGGGGGCCGGAGGGGACACGUGGCUGCAGCUGUGACGUCGCUGGGACCGCGCUGGGGACGGAGGGGACGCGUGGCCACGUCCUGUCACCGAGACCUCGCCGUGACAGCACCGCAGGGGUGGCAUCGGUGACAAAAGGGACACGGGGCUGCGGCUGUGACGUCUGGGGACAUCAUCACGACCACAUCAGUGGCAGAGGGGACACAACACAUCCUGUCGCCGUGGCCACACCCUGUGCCAUCGCUGGGGCCUCCUGGGGACAGAGGGGACACGUGGCUUUGUCCUUGCACCGGUGCCGUGGCCACGUCGGUGGCAGAGGGGACACGAGGCCACGUCCUGUCCCUGUGGGCACCCCCUGGUGCCACCACCGGGACCGUGUUGGUGACAGCAAGGGCACCUGCAGCCAAUGGCAUCGUGGUGACAGGGGACGUGUGGCCGUGUCCUGUCACCAAAGCCACAUCGUGACAGUGCCGUGGUGACAAUGUCAGUGACAAAGUGACACGUGGCAGUGCCCUGAUGCCAUCCCUGUGGCACGCUGGUGACAGAGGGGACACGUGGCCACGCCCUGUCACCGAAGCCACGUCGUGACGCCGUCGCCGUGCUGGCACCAGUGACAGAAGGGACAGUGGCAGCGUCCCGGUGCCACCACCGUGCCCGCGCUGGCAGAGGGGACACGUGGGCUCCUCUCGUGUCGGUGACAGAAAGGCCACGUGCCCUGGGCUGAUGCCACCACUGCAGGUGGCACCGGGGCCACGUGGCCGCCCCCGUGUCCCUGUGCUGGGGACACGUGGGGACAAACGGGACACGUGUCCGGACCUGCCGCUGCCACCCGGCCCCGAGGGGACACGUGGCACCCCCGGCUGUCCCCUCCCCCAAUAAACGGCGCUGGCACCGCCCGGGGUGUCCCCAGGGUGUCACCAGGGGGUGGCAGGGCCACCCAGGGGUUCUGCGUCCCUCAGUGUCCCCUGGUGCCACCCCAUGGGUGUCCUGUGUCCCUCAAUGUCA
This is a messenger RNA of Pseudopipra pipra, 1413 nucleotides long. Its product is annotated as protein PET100 homolog, mitochondrial. NCBI's taxonomy places the organism in Eukaryota, Metazoa, Chordata, Aves, Passeriformes, Pipridae. The record is from RefSeq and is a predicted model, not a curated record. Gene Ontology annotation, biological process: mitochondrial respiratory chain complex IV assembly. Gene Ontology annotation, cellular component: mitochondrion; mitochondrial inner membrane. The transcript has 4 exons. Bases 11 to 277 code for a protein of 88 amino acids.